UCAUUUACAGGUCGCCGCUUCAAUUUUGAAGUUUUGAUGGCUUCGACCGGUUUUUUUAUGUCGUUACUUACAAUCUGUUGGCUCUGACAACAUCAUUCUGCUUCAUAUGCUUCAAUAAGCUAUAGUUUGCUUAUAUACAAAUACACAGCUUCGACGCCGGUGAACGUCGUGACUUGUUAAGGAAGCGGGGAGAAUGGAAUUUAACCUGUUGCCGGAAGAUUGUGUUUCUCACAUUUUAUCCCUCACAUCUCCCAGAGAUGCGUGUAGGUACUGUCUUGUGUCAACAGCUCUUCGCUCUGCAGCCCAAUCGAAUGUCGUGUGGGAGAAUUUUCUGCCAUCCGAUUUUCAGGAAAUUCUUUGGAUGUCCGUUUCUCCUGUGUCGUUCUUGUCCAAGAAGGAGCUUUACUUUAGCCUCUGUAGUCCAAUUCUCGUCGACGGGGGUAGAAAGGUUUUCUCAUUGGAUAAGUUUACUGGUAAGAAGUGCUACAUGUUAUGCGCCAGGGAGCUUUCAAUUACAUGGGGGAGUGAUCCCAUGUACUGGACGUGGAAGCCUCUAUCUGAAUCAAGAUUUGCAGAGGUAGCGGAGCUCAGGAGCAUAUGGUGGCUAGAAAUCCAUGGGAAGAUCAACAGUCGCAUGCUGUCCCCCAAAACAACCUACGCAGCGUAUCUCGUCGUGAAAUUUGCCGACCGUGCCUACGGGUUAGAUUCACUACCGUCAGAGCUGUCGGUGGAAGUCGGAAGCCAUCAAUCGAGGGCGAAAGCUUAUCUCCGUUGCCACGACAAUCGGAAGGAAUCGUUGGAGCGUCUUUACUAUUCGAAUCGGAUACAAGUGUUGGGGGCAAGAGUGGAACAGGGGGAGGAGCGACUCCCCUGCGAGAGGAGCGAUGGGUGGAUGGAGGUUGAAUUGGGGGAUUUCUUCACUGACGGAUGCGAUGGAGAAGUGAAGAUGAGUCUGACGGAGGUGAAGGGUUAUCACCUCAAAGGAGGCCUCAUCGUUGAAGGAAUUGAAGUCAGGCCUAAAGUGUAAAGGCCGCGUUGUGGUUGCUGAAUGCUGUGGCCUAAAGUGUAAAGUCAUUCAUUCCAGUGUUCUGCAACUUCCAUGUUUGUACAGAAUUUCGAUAUUACCAAUGCGUAAUCCUUUUUUUUUGUGUUAAUUACUUAAAACUCCGCUUUAGUAAUGACUUCGACCUCCCUCGUUGGGUGGUUCUUGUGAGUU
Nelumbo nucifera (sacred lotus) is the source of this 1216-nucleotide messenger RNA. RefSeq names its product F-box protein PP2-B15-like. Lineage: Eukaryota; Viridiplantae; Streptophyta; Magnoliopsida; Proteales; Nelumbonaceae. The record is from RefSeq and is a predicted model, not a curated record. Gene Ontology annotation, molecular function: protein binding.